Molecule: messenger RNA, 613 nt
Organism: Penaeus vannamei (Pacific white shrimp)
Lineage: Eukaryota; Metazoa; Arthropoda; Malacostraca; Decapoda; Penaeidae
Source: RefSeq, a predicted model, not a curated record
UGUUGAAAAUUAUUUACGACGUGGCAUCUGACACCACGUAUUGCCCAUGUAAUAGUGACGCACUAGCCUUUGCACUGUGGGUAUCGCAUUAUUUUUACAGUGCAGUCUACCCCAGGACACAGUGAUUGGCGGGUAGCUCAGGACAUCUGUUAAGAGCACACGGGAAUAUAAGUGCUAUAAGUGGAGGGAGAAAAUCCUAUGACUGCACAACACGACAGACCUGAUCGACAUGAUGGACGCCAAAGCCUUCGAAUACUUCCUCUUGAAGCCGGAGAACCAGGACGAAGUGGCCAAGCUGAUCGAGGAGGACUACUUCCCCAGAGAGCCUCUUUGCAGGGGCUUCCACGUGACCGCCUCAGCCAGCAGCGGGAUGACGAGCAGGAAACUCCGGGAGUGCCUCGCCUCUGGAGUGUCCUUCGGUGCCAGGGACGUCAGCACGGGCGCCUUGGCCGGUGUCCGCCUGAGCUACACGAAGGCGAAGGCGGAAGCUGGCUCUGCGAAGCCCUUGGGCGAGAGGAAGACCGAGUAUGAGAUCAAAGUGUGUGGGUUAUGCGACGAAAUAAGGUCCAAAGUGAAUAUAUUUGAAGAAUCUGAUGCAGAAGCGAUACUCUAA